This is a messenger RNA of Tripterygium wilfordii, 729 nucleotides long. RefSeq lists its product as uncharacterized. The coding region runs from base 49 to 519 and encodes 156 amino acids. NCBI's taxonomy places the organism in Eukaryota, Viridiplantae, Streptophyta, Magnoliopsida, Celastrales, Celastraceae. The transcript is spliced from 2 exons. The record is from RefSeq and is a predicted model, not a curated record.
CCACCUUUUUAUUUUUCACCUAGGAUGCCAUUCUCUCUUCCCUGAAAAAUGCAAGCGGAGAAGCAGCAGCAGCCGCCAUGGAAGAUCAAAGUCCAUGGGAAAGCCAAGAACUACCGUUUCAGAUUCGAAGCUGAGAGAGUCGUGCCUGCUUGGAUGUUUCACCGAUUUUCCAUUCUGGUAAGGCUACGCAAUUUUAUACUCAAAGUGAAAUCCGAAUAUGGAACUUCAACUCCGGUCCAAGAACGGAAGACAUUCAGAUCCAAAUUUUCCAGAGCUGCUAAGAAAUUGAGGUCCGGAGGAACCGACAGAGAGAAGAAAACUUGUGCUCCGAUUCCGAACAAAGUCCUGGAUUUCCAAAACUCGGAAAAUGAGAUCCCCGUGAAUCGAUUCACUAGGUUUGCUGGCAAGGAACCAAUCUCAAUCUGCAGUGCGGUGGUGGCCGUUGGAGUUCUUGCUUUUCUCUCUCAAUCGAUCCCGGAGAAAAUCAAGGGGAAUUAUUAUCCAUGGCUCACUCAGUAAUUUUACAAUGUAAGUGGAGUCUAUAUGUUCAAAAAUUGAAUGCGCAUUGACAUGUAAUAUUUUCUUCCACUAGUGUCUUUAUCAGGUUGUUGGUUGGAUUAAACAAACAAUAAUGCAUCUGAGGAUUAAAGCCAAAAUUAAAAAUAAGAACGUUAGUAGUUGGCUGGCAAUGGUUAAAUAGACAUAACGGAGACAGGUGUUCACAAUCUU